Molecule: messenger RNA, 1835 nt
Organism: Cotesia glomerata
Lineage: Eukaryota; Metazoa; Arthropoda; Insecta; Hymenoptera; Braconidae
Product: bromodomain-containing protein DDB_G0270170-like
Exons: 4
Coding region: 110-1651 (513 amino acids)
Biological process (GO): regulation of DNA-templated transcription
Cellular component (GO): nucleus
Molecular function (GO): cis-regulatory region sequence-specific DNA binding; DNA-binding transcription factor activity
Source: RefSeq, a predicted model, not a curated record
CCAAAAAAAAAAUGAUUUAAUAAAAUAUCCGAGAGUAGCUCCAAGGUAUGUCGGAGAAUCAUUAAAAAUAAAAAAACCAAAUUAUUACUAUUCACAAAAAAGUAAUAAAAUGUUUGUUGAUAGUGAAGAAAUGAUCGGACCGUCUUCAGAAAUGAGUAAUGAAUCCGAGACAGUGCGCGGGAAACGUCGGACCUUUGACGAGCUGGACAUCGAUAGUUUCUGCGAAGAAAUCUGCCAGUCCACGAAAAAACACCACUCAAUGGAGCUAAAUGACGAUCCGAUGGAUAUAAGUGUGGCUACUUCUUCUUUUCCGCUUGUCGCUUCAAUCCAGGAACCUUCUUCUAACCCUGGAUCCGUCGCUCGGCUAGAAGUUCUCGUCGUCGACGGGACCUGGGACAUGGAGAACUUCGAAAAGUCGGACUUUAUCCAGCUUGAGUCCUCGGAUAUUAUUGAACCUGAAAUUUUAAACGACGCUCAGAAUAUUACUGGGGAUUUUGAAACUGUUCUUUCUUACUGGGAAGUCCCUGAGGAACAAGUUAAAGUUAAUAGUAUUAAUAAAAAUAAUAAAAAUAAUAAUAAUAACAGUAAUCGUAACAAUACAAAUAAUUUUCAUCAAAAUUCUGUUAAUAAAAGUAACAGGAAUUUUAAUGAUAACAAUCAGUUGGAUGAAGAAGACGGCAAUCUUUCCUGGUUAUUGGAUUUUAAACUUGACUCUUUAAUUGAAGCACCUGAUGACAAAAUAAUUACCACAACCAAAAGCCGACAACCAUUCAAUUGCUCGGACAACGCAUCAAUGUACCAAAGCUUGAAGAAAAGUCUUGCUGAUGAAUCAGUACAAAAACAACCAAGUGUUCCCAGCGGGUUAUUAAACAAUCCAAAGUACUCGGAGCGUUAUGGCGGGCUGAAGAAACCGCCGUUUACAUACACUGAGCUAAUAGAACACGCUUUGCAAGAACGGGGUGAAUUGACAGUAUCAGCAAUUUAUCAAUGGAUAUCGGAACAUUUUCCGUACUACAAAAGCAAUGAUGACCGAUGGAAAAAUUCUGUGAGACAUAACUUAUCGAUCAACCCUCACUUUCGAAAAGGAUCUAAAGCGCCUCAUGGCGCAGGACAUCUUUGGACAAUCGCUAAUCGAAACGAAAUGCGACCUCGGCCUUUGCUGACAAAUAUACCUGGGAUUUCUGGGAGACAAAGCAAAAGUAUUGCUGAUAAUGACGCUAGAAACAAUGUUACAAUUGACGAAGUAGCAGCAGCAACAGCAAGUAUAACCCAACCGGAGGUAUUGUCUCCAAUAAGCCUCGAGCACUGCGCAGAGCAAAUACUGAACGGCAUAAAGAAGGAAGUACAGGUGCAGUACUUGAUGCCGAUAAUGACAGUCCAGAGAGAGGACCCAGAAACCGGGCACAGACACCUGGAGCUCAGCGCCAACAAGCAAACGGGAACAGAUUUCCUGAACCCAGUGGCCAAAGAAGUCGUCGCCGAGGAGUGUGGGCUCAUUGGGGAGAGCUACCUAGUCACAGAUCUCAACCCUUCGGCUCUGGGUCUUAAUUUUAUCGAACCCGAAACAAUAACCCCAGAUCACUUGUUCGGCGAAGAACUGAGCUUCCAGUUCUACGAAUUGACUUCGCCCUCGCAGCUCCAAUCAGCCUGACACUCGGAGAAAAAUCAACUCCGCGUGAUAUUGAUCGACGGGAGCAAAGUUUUGAGAGUCGGUGACUGCUCCAAAGACCUGGAUGAGGAUCAAUCAGCUGGACAGAAUCCAAAGGAAGAAUAAUUGACGAACGUCGUUAACAGUUGAUUAAAUUAAUUAAUUUUUUAUGGUACUUAAAUUAACA